UAUAUAAGCUGUGGGAGCAAGUAUUGCCUUUUGUUCCUCAGCCCCUUGCCUUGCUGCUUUCCAAGCGCCAUUCAUCCCAGCUCUUUCACAAGUAAACCAACAUCAUGCCCCCCAAAAAGCCAGAACCCAAGAAAGAGGCUGCCAAGCCUGCUCCGGCUCCUGCUGCGGCUCCAGCUCCUGCACCAGAAGCCCCCAAAGAACCUGCCUUCGAUCCCAAGAGUGUGAAAAUUGAAUUCAAUGCUGACCAGAUUGAAGAGUUCAAGGAGGCCUUCAUGCUAUUUGACAGGACCCCAAGUGGAGAGAUGAAGAUCACAUACAGCCAGUGUGGAGAUGUCAUGCGAGCCCUGGGACAGAACCCAACCAACGCAGAGGUCUUAAAGGUGCUGGGGAAACCAAAGCCAGAAGAAAUGAAUAUGAAAAUGCUGGACUUUGAGACCUUCCUCCCAAUGCUGCAGCACAUUGCCCGCACCAAGGACCAGGGGACUUAUGAGGACUUUGUGGAAGGGCUGCGGGUCUUCGACAAGGAAGGGAAUGGCACUGUCAUGGGGGCUGAACUGCGCCACGUACUUGCUACUCUAGGGGAGAAGAUGACAGAAAGUGAAGUAGAACAGCUAAUGGCAGGACAGGAAGAUGCAAAUGGCUGCAUCAACUAUGAAGCUUUUGUCAAGCAUAUCAUGGCUGGCUGAAGAUGGAAUCCUUAAAGUUCAUGGGAGGAGGACAAAAUUCCAUCUAGCAAGAAUUUCUUAUUUCAUAUCCCUUCCACCCCUAUAAUGCCCAGGAGAUGCAUUUGCCACAAGCCAUGUAAGAAGGACUCUCAAUUUCCACAGUGUAACAGCCUCUGUGCAUACUCCUGCAUCAGUUUUAAAUCUUAAAUUUUUUUUGAUUGUUUUAUUUCUUCUUUACUUCUGCUACAUUUGGUCCAUUCAAAUUAAAACAAAUGUGCACACACA
Rhineura floridana is the source of this 950-nucleotide messenger RNA. It is a transcript of the gene MYL4, whose product is annotated as myosin light chain 4. Gene Ontology annotation, cellular component: myosin II complex. The coding region runs from base 105 to 686 and encodes 193 amino acids. Gene Ontology annotation, molecular function: calcium ion binding. Lineage: Eukaryota; Metazoa; Chordata; Lepidosauria; Squamata; Rhineuridae. The record is from RefSeq and is a predicted model, not a curated record. The transcript is spliced from 7 exons.